UUUUGCAUCUCACAGUGGUUCCUCAGGAGCGUAAAAUAGGAGAAGUGAAACCGAACAUUCACCCCUGUAGCAGAGGAGAGGAAGAGCCCAGAGGCCCCUUGUUUGGGGCCCGUUAUUUUCCAGUAGGUCACAUGCAGGGCCUGGCCAUGAAGGGUCUCACGGUGGCCGUCUUCUUCUGGACUCUGAUAUCUCCCAGCAACGGCAGCAAGGCCUGGCCCACGCACACGGUCUGCCGGAAUGGGAACCUGGAAGUGCUCUACCAGAGUUGUGAUCCAUUACAAGAUUUCGGCUUUUCUGUUGACCAGUGUUCAAAACAUUUAAAGUCAAAUCUCAACAUUAGAUUUGGAAUGAUUCUGAGAGAGGACAUCAAAGAGCUGUUUCUUGACAUAGCUCUCUUCACUAAAGGAUCGCCCAUUUUGAAUUUCUCCUAUCCCAUCUGUGAAGAGGAUCUACCCAAGUUUUCUUUCUGCGGAAGAAGGAAAGGGGAGCAGAUAUACUAUGCUGGCCCCAUCAGUAAUCCUGGAUUUGAAAUUCUCCCGGGAGAAUACCAGGUUUUGCUGGAACUGUAUAAUGGAGACCGUUCCACGGUGGCCUGCGCCAAUGCCACCGUCAUUUCUUCCUGAGCAGCUGAAACUUGGGGCAUGGUGUGUCUGCUGGGAACGGCAAGCCACUGAAGUUGGACCUGCUCUGAAGAAAAACCAGUCGACGACAGAGAGGCAGGCACAGGUUCUAGCCCCCGGACCA
Molecule: messenger RNA, 744 nt
Organism: Mustela erminea (ermine)
Lineage: Eukaryota; Metazoa; Chordata; Mammalia; Carnivora; Mustelidae
Gene: LY86
Product: lymphocyte antigen 86
Exons: 5
Coding region: 132-623 (163 amino acids)
Biological process (GO): innate immune response; positive regulation of lipopolysaccharide-mediated signaling pathway
Source: RefSeq, a predicted model, not a curated record